Molecule: messenger RNA, 4412 nt
Organism: Thamnophis elegans (Western terrestrial garter snake)
Lineage: Eukaryota; Metazoa; Chordata; Lepidosauria; Squamata; Natricidae
Gene: SLC13A3
Product: solute carrier family 13 member 3
Exons: 13
Coding region: 79-1902 (607 amino acids)
Biological process (GO): monoatomic anion transmembrane transport; citrate transport
Cellular component (GO): membrane
Molecular function (GO): succinate transmembrane transporter activity; sodium:dicarboxylate symporter activity; citrate transmembrane transporter activity
Source: RefSeq, a predicted model, not a curated record
UCCCCUGAGAUAAAACCUCGGUCCCGGCAAUGUAGCUGGUCUCUCUUAAGCCAGUCCCGUGGGGGUGUUUGUCAGGGUAUGGCAGCGCUGGGAGCCAUAGUGAAGAAAGUGUGGUGUAUCCGCCGUUAUUUGGUGCUUCUGUGCGCUCCGCUGGUGCUGCUGCCCAUCCUCUUCAGCCUGCCCCCCAAGGAAGGAAAAUGCCUCUAUGUCAUUUUGGUGAUGGCUAUAUAUUGGUGCACCGAAGCGCUGCCUUUAUCAGUGACUGCUCUUCUCCCUAUAAUUCUGUUUCCUUUCCUUGGAAUUCUCCCAGCCAGCAAAGUUUGUCCUCAAUACUUUUUAGACACUAACUUCCUCUUUUUGAGUGGCUUGACCAUGGCAGCUGCCAUUGAAGAGUGGAAUCUGCAUCGUAGAAUUGCAUUAAGAAUCCUUAUGUUAGUGGGAGUCCAACCAGCCAGGCUCAUUUUAGGCAUGAUGCUAACAACUUCCUUCUUGUCUAUGUGGCUGAGUAAUACAGCCUCUACUGCUAUGAUGCUACCAAUUGCAUUGGCUGUUUUAAAGAGCCUUUUCGGAGAUAAGGAAACAUCUAAUGAUUGCAAUAGGGUAAAAGAAGAAAAUAAAGGUUCAGUACAUCAGAAUAAACUUCACAUGGUGCCAACUGAGAUGCAGCUGCUGACAAAUGCUAAUGAGAAAGAUAUGACUGAAGAGAAGGACGUCACAGUUAACAUUUCCUUGGAUGUAAUGAAGGAAGAACAAUAUAAGGCAAAUGUAUGGAAAGCAUUUCUGAUUUCCAUCCCUUAUGCUGCUAGUAUUGGUGGAACAGCAACACUAACUGGGACAGCCCCGAAUCUCAUUCUUUCAGGACAAUUAAAGAGUUAUUUUCCAGGAUGUGAUGUUGUGAACUUUGGCUCUUGGUUUGUGUUUGCCUUUCCCUUAAUGGUACUUUUCCUUUUUUUUGGAUGGCUCUGGAUAUGCUUCCUUUAUGGAUGCAUUAGCUUAAGAGACUGCAAAAAGAAGAAAUCUGAGAUAAGAGCUGAUGCAGAAGGCAGAGCUCGAGCAGUUAUAACGGAAGACUAUGAGAAACUGGGACCAAUAAAGUUUGCAGAGCAGGCAGUAUUUGUUCUCUUCUGUUUAUUUGCCAUCCUGCUAUUCUCCAGAGAUCCAAAAUUCAUCACAGGUUGGGCAAGCUUAUUCAAACCAGGGUUUGUCUCAGACGCAGUUACUGGAAUCACAAUAGUGACAAUACUGUUCUUCUUCCCAGCGAAAAAGCCAUCUCUUAAAUGGUGGUUUGAUCUAAAAGCAUCAAAUGUUGAGAAUGAACCCUUGCUAACUUGGAGCAAAGCCCAAGAAAGUGUGCCUUGGAAUAUAAUCUUGUUGCUUGGAGGAGGGUUUGCAAUGGCAAAAGGAUGUGAGGAAUCAGGCUUGUCUGUCUGGAUUGGUGGUCGUCUUGACCCUCUGGAGAAUCUCCCUCCUCCUGUGGCUGUAAUUCUCAUCACAGCAGUCAUAGCAAUGUUCACAGAAUUUGCCAGUAACACAGCUACAAUCAUCAUCUUCUUGCCUGUCUUGGCAGAACUGGCCAUUCGUUUGAAGGUGAAUCCACUCUACUUAAUGAUACCGGGAACUGUAGGAUGCUCUUUUGCCUUCAUGCUUCCAGUCUCUACACCCCCAAAUUCCAUUGCUUUUGCUUCUGGGCAUUUGAUGGUCAAAGACAUGGCGAGAACUGGCCUACUGAUGAAUUUGAUGGGAAUCUGUCUUCUGAGCUUGGCCAUCAAUACUUGGGCUAUGAGCAUCUUUCAGCUAGGCAGCUUUCCUUCCUGGGCCAACAUCCAUAUGGAAAAUGCAACCACCCUACUAGGAGAUGCUCAGAACAUUUCUUUGAACUUAACUAUAAAUAAACUUAUAUAACUAUUACUUAACUAUAAGUAAAGCAACCUUAUUGAUGAGAUUGGGUGAGAAAACGUCUGUCCUCAAAUCUGAGCACUAAAUUAAAUUGAUAUUGAACACAGGUACGCAUGGAAGGACACACUGUGGAUGCGCCUCCACCUUAGGACCAUCAUGGAUUUUCAUUUGUUUUUACAAAUCUUUAUAAAUAUUCGUUGACUAUUUGAAAGACAUAAAAGACUUUUUCAUUUUUCAUUCAAAGAAUUAUCAAGUAGCUCUAGAUAGGUCUAGCUAGCCUUUCGCUGUUUGAGCCCUGGAAGAUCUUUCCCCAUCUUUUGUUGUUCAAAUAAAGAGGAUUAUUUUGCUUUACUAAAGAUGAUCAUUGCCUAAAUAUAGAUAUAUCUGGCUAUUUAAUGUAGUAGCACAUUGCAUCUGAAUACAGAAGUAUGUGAGUAAUUAAAGCAAUGAAUCAGAAAGCCUAUUGCCAACUAUAUAUUCUCUGCCAGACACAGGCACAGCAGAUUAUCAAAUCAGAUAUGUUUUUAAAAAUCGCAUUAUCCUGUUUUACUAGGGUAGCGACAACUUGGUUGAAUCUGUGAUGUUUAGAAGAGAUCAGGAGGACAGAUAAUAUUAUAAUAUUAUAGAUCUGAGUUGUUCUGAAAAUGACAGGUAAAAUGGAAAAGGUUUGCAUAUAUGUGCAAAUAUCGGUGGGAAAGUACUGAAUAUAAUCACAAAGAAAAGUGUUGAUCUUCCUUAUUUUCUCUGGGACAUUUAUUGACCAUCCCAUAAUAAGAUCAAAUAAGGAUACUCAGAACUGGCAGGACAGCCAAUUCUGUUGAACAUUGAUAGGAAUCUGUAGUAACUUAGGCCAGAGUUUCCUUUCUCGAAAUUGUUGAAAACACUGAUAUGUAUUAAAGAGCAUAUCAGUAGAUCAAUACACUUGACUUAGUGCCUUUUGUGUCUGCUUCUUGAGGCCAAAGUAUAGUACUCAUUUUGUCUAUUUUUUUUAAAAAAAAUGUUUGAACAUGUACACUCUCUCCUACCAGAAUUACACACUUAGGGAUUUUAAUUAUAUUCUUGAUAAACUCUAUAUGUGCACGGUGAUCUCUAAACAAUUUAUCUAGUGAUGUAAAACCUGAAGUUAAGCUGUAUGGAAGAAUUGGGAUAUUGCACCCCAGAUAUAUGCCAAAGUUGCUCUCAAAUUGUAGUUUUUUAUGUGUUAAAAAGGGACAAUUGCCAAAUAUAUGGCUAGGAAACAGUCAUUAUAAAUAUAAUUAAUGUUAAUCACAUGUAAAUAUAAGUAAAAUGAAAUUAUAUAUGGUUUUUGCCAUGAAAAUGUCCAUUAAUGUUGGGACUCAAUGUUCAAGUUCUAUUGAACUUGCAAGAAAUAAAAUGUUUCAUGCCCACAACUGCCCUACACAAGUUUAUUAGUCCAGUAAACGAUAAACAGUUUAUUGAAGAAAAAGAGGAAGAUUGCAGAUUUUAUGAAUUUUAAAAUGAUCCUUUAACAAAAAGCAAUUACUAUGAAAAAUUGUCAACAGUAAGAAUUUGAAAUGAGAACCUAGCAAGUUCUAGACUCUACCAUAUCCUAUUGUCUUAUUGCAGGAUUGCCAGAUUACUUCAGUGCAAUCUUGAUCCCAUAAAUGUCAGGGAUUUGAGGUAAUCCAAAAUAAAGUGGAAAGAACAGUUGAAUGCUGGUCUGCUUUCAUUCAAAAGUAAUUGAAAGUGAAGCUGAAUGUUGGUCUGCUCUCAUUAAGCUUAAGUCAGUUAGCCUUAGCAUCAUUCUAGAUUAUUUUUACAGUAGAUAGCAAUGCAUAUGAAAGAGAUCUGAAUUGGUAUUAGGGAUUGUUUUAUAUUGUUGUCCUCAAGAGUAUUUUAGAUUCCACCAAAUGCACCAUCUGACUCCAUAUAAAAUAAAUUAGUGUGCUGGGCAUAGGAUAGAGCAGUGUUUGUCAACCUUGGCCACUUGAAGAGAUUUGGAUUUCAACUCCUAGAAUUCAGUUCCCCAUGUUAGCUACGGAAAUCUGGGAGUUGAAGUCUACACAUCUUCAAAUGACUUACAUUGAGGAAAAACUGGAAUAGGGUGUGGCUUUUUAGACUUGCCACUGUUCACUGGAGAAAUUUAUCUGGUAUAAAGUAAAAUGACAAAACUCAUGUAGUGGUGGCAUUAGUUAUUGGCAGCAUCAUACCUGAGAAUGCUUCAUCACAGGUCAUAUUCACUAUCUAGAUCUCUCCUUCUAUGUGUCCAAAUCAUGAAAAUGCCUAAAGUUUUGAUUGUUGCUCUUCCCAUGUCCAUUAGUCUUUUGUGGGGAAUUAUUUGUUGCUUGGAUUUGAGAGAUGGAUGUUAAAAUCUGAUCAGUUUUUUUUAUUGAUUGAUGAUCUGUGUACUUUCAGUGAAAGUGUUUGUGUAUGAACAUUGAUUCCAAUCCACACUGUAAACCUGAUUCUGUGUUAUAUUAUUAUGUGUGUGUGUGUGCAAGAAAUGGACUUCACACAAGUAUAAGAUCACUGUUGAAUGCAUGCUUUGGAAGAUU